Molecule: messenger RNA, 1662 nt
Organism: Brettanomyces bruxellensis
Lineage: Eukaryota; Fungi; Ascomycota; Pichiomycetes; Pichiales; Pichiaceae
Gene: CPY1
Product: carboxypeptidase C
Exons: 1
Coding region: 1-1662 (553 amino acids)
Biological process (GO): proteolysis
Cellular component (GO): fungal-type vacuole
Molecular function (GO): serine-type carboxypeptidase activity
Source: RefSeq, a predicted model, not a curated record
AUGAAGCUUUCAACACUUAUUGCGUGCUCAAUUGCCGCCUGUAGUUCCACUGCCUAUGGAGCUGCCUUGGACAUUAAAGGCUUAUUUCCUAAACAGGAAGGGCAACAGCUUAAGUUGGACUUAGAUAAUCUCAAACAGAAACUCCAGGAUGGAGCACAGAAGUCCAUGACGUUGCUUGAUAAAGUUUCCAAGAUUACUGGCGAGUCAAUUGAGAACUUGGAUAUCAAUUUAAAGAAGACUUGGGCAGAGAUGGAGUUGAAGUACCCAGAGGCAAUUGCUGGUCUUGAAUUCAGGAACAAGCCAAAGUUCGAAAUUAAGAAGAAGGCAAAGGAAUUCUGGGACUUCUACGUUUCGAACCCUGACAAAAUCAGCAACUACCAGUUGCGUGUGAAGAAAACAGACCCAUUGUCGCUUGGUGUGGACACUACCAAGCAGUAUUCGGGUUACUUGGAUGACUUGAAGGAUGACAAGCAUUGGUUCUACUGGUUCUUUGAAAGCAGAAACGACCCCAAGAACGACCCGGUGAUCCUUUGGUUGAAUGGUGGCCCGGGCUGCUCUUCGUUGACUGGUCUUUUCUUUGAGCUUGGACCUUCAUCGAUCAACAAGAACUUGAAGCCUGUCUCCAACCCAUUCUCCUGGAACAACAAUGCAUCUGUUAUCUUCUUGGACCAGCCUGUUAAUGUUGGAUAUUCGUACUCUUCAGGCUCAAUCUCCGACACUGUGGCCGCAGGUAAGGAUGUAUAUGCCUUCUUGGAGUUGUUCUUCCAACAAUUCCCAGAGUACCUUAACCGGCCAUUUCACAUUGCCGGUGAGUCCUACGGUGGCCAUUAUCUCCCAGCAUUUGCUGCCGAGAUCCUCUCACACCCAGAGAGAUCCUUCAACUUGACUUCUCUUCUCAUUGGAAACGGUCUAACUGAUCCUCUCAACCAAUACCCUGAGUACCACACCAUGGCCUGCUCAUAUGAGAAUGGAUACAAGCCUGUUUUGGACGAGGAGGCCUGUGCCUCGAUGGCCGACACACUCCCACGUUGCAUCUCACUAAUUGAGUCGUGCUACAACACAGAAUCUGUCUUUGCCUGCGUUCCUGCCUCAAUCUACUGCAAUAACGGCCAGAUGGGCCCAUACCAGAAGACGGGAAAGAACGUUUAUGACAUCAGAAAGAUGUGCGAGGAUAACGAUCUCUGCUACGAGGGCUUGCAGUACAUAGACGAUUACUUGAACCUGGAUGAGGUCAAGGAGAAAGUCGGUGCUGAGGUUGACAAGUACGAAUCCUGCAACAUGGACAUUAACAGAAACUUCCUCUUUGCCGGAGACUGGAUGAAACCUUUCCAGAAGGACAUCUCCACAGUCUUGGCUGCCGAUGUUCCUGUUUUGAUCUAUGCUGGUGACAAGGACUUCAUCUGCAACUGGCUUGGUAAUCAUGCUUGGAGUGAUGCUCUACCUUGGGAUGGCCACAAGCAGUUCAAGAGUGCCGACAUGGUUCCUUUGAACUUCAAUGGCACUGCUAUUGGUGAGGCCAAGAACUAUGGUAUUUUCACCUUUGCAAGGAUGUAUGAUGGAGGUCACAUGGUGCCAUAUGACCAGCCUGUCAGCUCCUACGUAAUGUUGAGCAGAUGGCUUUCCGGUGAUUACGCUCUAACCGGCAAGAAGAGCAAACUAUGA